AUGAAGGUCAUCAAAGCGCUCUACGAUUACCAACCGGAACCCGGGAACUCGCAGGAACUCGCCUUCAGCAAGGGAGACUUCUUUCACGUUAUCAGCAGGGAGGACGACUUGGACUGGUACGAAGCGUGCAAUCCGCUCAUCCCUAGUGCGAGGGGGUUGGUUCCCGUGUCCUUCUUUGAAGUGAUUGGCAAAAACGAGAGACACAGCGCCGGAUCGGUGGACCAUCAUAAGAAGAAAGAGCCGCACGACUCAGGCUUCUCCGAUCGCGCUGCCUUCCCAAGUACAGACUUCAUCAGCAAUUCCUCCCGCAAUAGCUUUCAACCCAGGAUGUCGCAGUUGGGGAAGGGCUCGAGUGCCAUGGUCUAUGGCAUCGUUCAAUACGACUUCCAGGCCGAGCGACCGGACGAACUAGACGCCAAAGCUGGCGAGGCCAUUAUUGUUAUCGCCCAAUCAAACCAGGAAUGGUUUGUCGCCAAACCUAUCGGUCGCCUGGGGGGCCCGGGUCUCAUCCCCGUUUCCUUCCUCGAACUUCGCGAUAUGCAGACAGGCCAAGCGGUCACAGACCCGCUUGAAGCUGUGAGGCGUGCCGGCGUGCCGAAGGUGGAGGAAUGGAAGAAGAUGACGGCCGAGUACAAGAACAGCAGCAUCACGCUGGGCAAGAUCGAUUCUGCUGGUGGCUCGUCGAUGCAGUCCGUCACGUCGAGCAUGGACAAGAUGUCCAUCGGACGCCAGAGUCAAAUGAGCCAAAACGGCCAGUCCCAGGGCUACCACACUCGCAAUGCCAGUAAAGGGUCUCUUGUGCAACAAGUUUCGCACCAAUCGCAGCAGAGUUAUCACCAGUCAUUGAUGGCGCCUAUCGCGGCGUCUAUUCCCCGGUACUGCUUUGACAACGACAAAUACUGGUACAUCAUCGAGGCCAAAAUGGAGGACGGUCGCUGCUGGGAGUUGGCCCGCUACUACCACGAUUUUUACGAUUUCCAGAUCGCACUGUUGACUCAAUUUGAGGAGGAAGCCGGUAACCGUGGCAAGCCGCGCACGCUGCCGUAUAUGCCGGGUCCAGUCACCCAUGUCACGGACGCCAUCUCCAACGGCCGCCGACAGAAUUUGGAUGAGUAUAUUAAGAAGCUCUUGGCUAUGCCGCCUCAUAUCUCCCGCUGCCAAUUGGUCCGUCAGCUCUUCGCUCCCCGCCCCGGUGACUUUGAAAUCGAUCCGAACGCAUUUGGCGAAGAGACUCGGUUCUCUGGCGGCUCGCAUCAUUCUUCGGCGCAUGAGCCGUCACGGAGCGUGUCGCGCCAGUCGUCACAGGCACCGAUUGCCGUUCACACAGAGCGCAACUCGCACCAGCGCGGUCAACCCUCCCUCUCACUUUCCAAUGGCGCGCCACCCCCGAUGAACCGCCAACCUAGCUCGUUAACGCAGGUGUCGACGUCGAGCGGCGGUGCCAUGAAAGUCAAGGUUUUCUUCCAGGACGACCUCAUUGCGAUCCGGGUGCCGAACGACAUCAGCCUUCAGCAGCUCAAGGAGAAGCUCACGGACCGUCUGAAGAUCCAGGAUGAAAUCAUGGUUCAGUACAAGGACGAACCGUCCGGAACGUACGUCGACUUGGCCACGGACAGUGACCUGGACACGGCCAUCCAGCGGAACUCCAAGCUCACACUAUAUGUUGGACUUGCAUAG
This is a messenger RNA of Aspergillus vadensis CBS 113365, 1677 nucleotides long. Its product is annotated as phosphatidylinositol-3-phosphate-binding protein BEM1. Gene Ontology annotation, cellular component: mating projection tip. NCBI's taxonomy places the organism in Eukaryota, Fungi, Ascomycota, Eurotiomycetes, Eurotiales, Aspergillaceae. Bases 1 to 1677 code for a protein of 558 amino acids. Gene Ontology annotation, biological process: conjugation with cellular fusion. Gene Ontology annotation, molecular function: protein binding; phosphatidylinositol binding. The transcript is spliced from 3 exons. The record is from RefSeq and is a predicted model, not a curated record.